Messenger RNA from Penicillium cosmopolitanum, 903 nucleotides. RefSeq lists its product as uncharacterized. Bases 1 to 903 code for a protein of 300 amino acids. The transcript is spliced from 2 exons. The record is from RefSeq and is a predicted model, not a curated record. NCBI's taxonomy places the organism in Eukaryota, Fungi, Ascomycota, Eurotiomycetes, Eurotiales, Aspergillaceae.
AUGUGCUCCCAGGAGGUUGCUUUUUCAGACAACUUUCCUCUCAAUCCAGCGACUCACCAAAUUUGCCGGUGUCCACUGAGCCAACGCGGCUCAGAAAGCAAUCCUAUCGAUGACUCGGACCCUCUUGGCUCGCCGUCGAAUCCCAUCGUCAUUAACUGCGAAGAUUUUGAGUGCAACGCCCAUGGCUCGCCUCCGUGGGCUCAAGGCACUUUUGAGUGUCUCAUCAAGCUGGAGACUGAUGAUGAGACCUGUGGAAAGGUGCAGAGCUGGGUUGAUGUGGAUGAAAUCCGGGAUUUCAAGCUUCAAGCAGAUAUCGAGCCCAUAGAGGAGAUAGAUUUGACUUAUUCAAAUCUUUCUGCCUCUGUUUCCAAGGACACUGAAAGGUUAGAGUCUAGAGAAGAGAUACACGGUAUUAGUGCAAGCUCUCUUGUCCUGGAGUUUGACAAAGCUGAGGACCAGGUCAAUAUCUGCAAGGCCGAUGACGAAGUCAUCUCAACCAAGCCGGAAGAUGAAGACCAGACUGAUGCUGGCUUUUCUACCCCCAAGGCCGACGAUAUUAACGAUGUUUCAACCGAGCCGAAAGAUGAGGCCAAUACUGGAACUACUAUCUCGAAGGUCGACAAUGACUUUAUCCCAACCGAGCCAGAGAAUGAAGAUCAGGCCGAUGCUGGAUUUUCUAGUCCCAAAAGCGACGACAAUGGUCUUAUCUCAACCAAGUCGAAAGAUAGAGGCGGGCUGGGUACAUGUCCCUUUCUACGUGAAGCGGGUUUCGUUUCAAAAGAAACCCAGGAAGCUUCUCUCAAACGAAAAAUGGAAUCUCAUUGCUCCCCGUCUAUCAGGCGAUCGAAGCGUGUCGCUAAGAGAGUGAAAUUUGACCACCUAGAGUCAGACAUAGGUAUUUAG